Messenger RNA from [Torrubiella] hemipterigena, 2305 nucleotides. The record is from the annotation of a GenBank genome assembly. NCBI's taxonomy places the organism in Eukaryota, Fungi, Ascomycota, Sordariomycetes, Hypocreales, Clavicipitaceae.
CCCACGGGGACCUCGCUGCUUUCUUUGCAUUUUAAUAUUUUUGUUUGUUUUUAUUGGACAAAACAAGCUGUUACGGGGAUAAGCGAGUCAUAUUGGUUUACUAUUGCCUCAAUAUUUAGAAAAUAUUUCUACACACUCAGCCUUGCAACAUCAAACCGUCAAGAAGCAUACACGCACGCAACGCGUUCCUCAGCUGGCUUGUUAUGUCGAACAAACGACACUCAAUUCUACCUGCCAUUGACCGCAGUGGUCCGAAACCACCAGUAAACUUCUCAUCAUCGCUCAUUAUUUCCGAUAAUGCCAUUCUGCAAGGCACUCAUUCAAUCACCCUUCAAGCUGAGACAGUAGUUCACCCACGAUGCCGCUUUGAGUCCAAUGAUGGUAGCAUUCUCAUUGGACGGCGCUGCAUUAUACAUGAACGUGCCCACAUUGGUGCUCGAGCACAAGACAUGGCCACGGCAAAGUCUGGUGGUGUCAGCUUAGGCGAUUAUGUACAAAUUGAGGUUGGCUCAGUCAUUGAGUGCGGUGGCACCGAGAUAGGAGAGGGCAGCAUUAUCCAAGUGGGCAGCAGAAUUGGCAGCGGCGCCAAGAUUGGAAAGCAAUGUACUAUCUCCGCCCUGUCAGUAAUACCGCCAGGAGUUGUGUUACCAGACCAUACCGUCGUCUUCUCCAAUGGAGCACGCCGUAUCGACAAACGAGCGGUCUCUGAAAUUCGCAAGGUCACCAUGGUCAAACAAAUUGCUGUCUUGAAAAAUAUGAUCCCAAGCAAUCCUGAUAAGUUCAAGUGAGAGGUUGGCAUUUGGCAAAUGGUACACACGAUACUAUACUACUUUAAUGGCUAAGAGCAUCCUCAAACAAGCGGUGCAGCUGGUCCCGCUCAGUUUGCAGCUCAUUGGACAAUCCGGGCGCAAGCAUAAGGACACGCGCUUGAGGAAUUGUUCCCUCCACCAGGGCGUCAAUGUGCUCAGAGCCAAAGCCAAGGUCUUUUAAGCCCUUGGGUUGAUCACCAAGGUCAUCUAAGAAGCGAGCGAGUGCGUCCGCCAAGACUUCUCCCGCACUCUCUCUCUUCACGUUAGAAAUGUCAACACCAAACACUUCUGCCGCCUGGAGAUGGCGUUCCGGGUUCGAAGCGCCGGUGAACUUGAACACAGCAGGAGCGGACACUGCGACAGAGACACCAUGCGGGAUCAGUGCUUGCGGUACUUCGUAGCCGUUGUGUCUGUACCCGGCCGGGUUCUGGCCGGAAAUAGGAUACGACAUGCCUAGAGCUGUGUUAGAAACAAUACAAUUGCUAUUCCAAAAUAAAAGUACAUACCGUGGCACAGAUGGACACCAGCAUUACCAAAGCCUACACCAGCAAGAGUGGCGGCGAGAAGCAUCUCACUCUGGGCUUCAAAAUCGUCUGGGUUUUUGACAGCGCGUGGAAGAUAUUUAACGGUACUUCGUAGAGCAUGGAAAGAAAAGACGUCAGAGAUGGGGUUGGCCCCCUGGUACGCAGGUCUUAGAAUCGGGUUGGAUGGUCUGGGGGUUCUCUCAUAGUAUGGAAUAGCAGUCCAAGAUUCUAGCGAAUGGCACAAAACAUCGAGGCCGGAGGCCGCCAUAACUGCCGGAGGCAUGGUUCUUGUGUUGAGAGGAUCACAAAUACCGAGCGUGGGUUUCAAGUUUCUGUGCGCUACACCCGUCUUUGCACGUUUGGAAACAAGAUCAAAGAUGGCUGUUCCAGUAGUUUCGCUACCUGUGCCAGCAGUGGUGGGUACGGCAAUCAAGGGUUUCAAUGGCUUGUCGACGGGGCGGCCCUUACCCAAAGGCGCAUUGACGAAGUCAAGAAAGUCGGCAUCGGGGUAUGCAGUAUACAAGUUCAUCAACUUGGCGGUAUCCAUAACAGAACCACCGCCAACUGCGAGAAAUGCGUCGGGGUUGUAUGGGCGAGCCCAAUUGAUAGCUUCCUUAACACUGUGUACAAUAAAAAUUAGCUUGCGCAAAGAGGCCGUGGUGUAGUUCGCCAUGACUUACGAGCUGUCCUUAGGUUCAAUGCGGACGUCGGCAUACACUUGGAAGUUUACACCUUCGCGGGUCAAGCCUUCGAUAACUUGCUUCAUGGCGUCGAGUUUCUCUACAGUGCGGUCGGUGACAACAGCGACUCGUUGCGAGCCCAGGUUCUUAAAGUCCAUUCCGACCUCUUUAGUGACACCAGGGCCGAAGCGAAUAGAGGAUGCUGCCAUUUCAAAGGCGUAUUCCUUCUGUGGUUCGUUUGGUGUAGCAUAGCGACGGACGCCGGGUUGGCGGAUGCGCGGGACGAUUGAUG